UUUGUGGAAGUAUAAUACUUUGUCAUUAUGCAAUGUCGUCUCUCGGUACCUCCUUUGUGCAAAUUAAAUUUGACGACUUGCAGUUUUUUGAAAACUGCGGUGGAGGAAGUUUCGGGAGUGUUUAUCGAGCCAAAUGGAUAUCACAGGACAAGGAGGUGGCUGUGAAGAAGCUACUCAAAAUAGAGAAAGAGGCAGAAAUACUCAGUGUCCUCAGUCACAGAAACAUCAUCCAGUUUUAUGGAGUAAUUCUUGAACCUCCCAACUAUGGAAUUGUCACAGAAUAUGCUUCUCUGGGAUCACUGUAUGAUUACAUUAACAGUAACAGAAGUGAAGAGAUGGACAUGGAUCACAUUAUGACCUGGGCCACUGAUGUAGCCAAAGGAAUGCACUAUUUACAUAUGGAGGCUCCUGUCAAGGUGAUUCACAGAGAUCUCAAAUCAAGAAAUGUUGUUAUAGCUGCUGAUGGGGUAUUGAAGAUCUGUGAUUUUGGUGCCUCUCGGUUUCACAACCAUACAACACACAUGUCCUUGGUUGGAACUUUCCCAUGGAUGGCUCCAGAAGUUAUCCAAAGUCUCCCUGUGUCUGAAACUUGUGACACAUAUUCCUAUGGUGUGGUUCUCUGGGAGAUGCUAACAAGGGAGGUCCCCUUUAAAGGUUUGGAAGGAUUACAAGUAGCUUGGCUUGUAGUAGAAAAAAACGAGAGAUUAACCAUUCCAAGCAGUUGCCCUAGAAGUUUUGCUGAACUGUUACAUCAGUGUUGGGAAGCUGAUGCCAAGAAACGGCCAUCUUUCAAGCAAAUCAUUUCAAUUCUGGAGUCCAUGUCAAACGACGCUAACCUUCCUGACCAGUGUAACUCAUUCCUGCACAACAAGGCAGAGUGGAGGUGUGAAAUCGAAGCAACUCUUGAAAGGCUGAAAAAACUAGAACGUGAUCUCAGCUUUAAAGAGCAGGAGCUCAAAGAACGGGAAAGACGUCUGAAGAUGUGGGAGCAAAAGCUGACGGAGCAGUCCAACACCCCGCUUCUCUUGCCUCUUGCUGCAAGAAUGUCUGAGGAGUCUUACUUUGAAACUAAGACAGAGGAGUCAAACAGUGCAGAGAUGUCAUGUCAGAUCACAGCAACAAGUAAUGGGGAGGGCCAUGGCAUGAACCAAAGUCUGCAGGCCAUGAUGCUGAUGGGCUUUGGGGAUAUCUUCUCAAUGAACAAAGCAGGAGCUGUGCUGCAUUCUGGGAUGCAGAUAAACAUGCAAGCCAAGCAGAAUUCUUCCAAAACCACAUCUAAGAGAAAGGGGAAGAAGGUCAACAUGGCCCUGGGGUUCAGUGAUUUUGACUUGUCAGAAGGCGAUGAUGAUGAUGAUGAUGAUGAUGGUGAUGAGGAGGAUAAUGACAUGGAUAAUAAUAGUGAUUGAAAGCAGAAAGUAAAGUAAUAAAUUUGAAGAUGUUCGAAAAAACAAAAGAAACUUGUUAUCUCAGUCUGUACAAAAAUCAGUAAGGAGGUAGAAAACCAAGCAUUGCAUUUGUAGGCCAAUUACAUUUAUAUGACCGUCAUUUCUUUAUCAGUUUUACUUUUGAUUUGUUUUUGCUUACAGGAAAAUGGGAAAAUUAAGCCAAAAAAACAUAUUUAAUGAAUCAGCAAAUGUGGUGCCUGAUUAUAGAAAUUGUGAUUCCGUAUACAAUAUAGUAUUUUUUAAUUAAUGACAUUCUGACUUUUUUAAAUGAAUACUUUAUAGUUUGUAUCUCAUUUCAUUUCACUUAUUCAGUUGCUAAAGAAAACUUCAUUUUGAAUAAGCACUCUUAACUCCUAAUUCUUCUUUGACACUUGAUUUUCUUGUAACAUACUACAUUUUUUUUUCUAAUGGCAAUACACUGUACUGUCAGAAAUAAUUGAUAGUGACUACAAAAUCCAACAUAAAAAAAUUGAGACGAAAGAAAGUUAUAACAAAUACUUCUUCAGAAAUACCUAAAUGCCAAGAAUUUUCAAUACUUAAUAACACAGCUAUUCAAAGUAAGACCUGAGAGAUGUUCUCAAUAGUACAUUUGAAAGAGAAAUACUCUAAUUUGAAAACAGCAGCAGAUGUCGCCGGCUUUCGUACCAGUUACUAGCCCUGAAAGCUUCUUAACAACAACAAACUGUCAUCUAAGCUUAGCUUAUACUUCAUACAGAGAGAAAGAUACGGUCUUAAAGGGAUGCUUCCAGGCAGAAUGAGUGCUCUGCACUUCCAGUAAGGGUGUUUAUGUAUUUGCUUUCCAGAGGGACCUGAUAAUCCUGGAUUUUCUAAAGAAGGAACUAAAUAUUAUGAAAGGAAUGUUAAAAAUAAGUCUUCCUUACUUAGGCAAAAGUGCAGGCAAGAAAGGUCCUUUUUAUAUCAAAUCUGGCCUGCCUUCCAGCAGUCUUUUUUGAACCCUGACUCAGUAGUGCUGGUGUUGAAGAGAAGUACAUACAGGUACCGCUCUGAAAAUCUGGCUGGCCAGGGAGAUACUCUCAGAGUGUUAUCACAUAUUCGUUAAUGCUUCUUUAAACUGUAAAAUACUUUUAAAAAGAAUACAGAACAUUUGUAGUUAUGUAAAGAAAAGCAAAAGAACAAAAGUUUUUUUCUAGCCGAAAGUAUAAAGCAGUGCCAUUAAUUUGACUGUUAAACCAAAGUACUUUUGGUGAUUCUUUUUAUGGAAGAUUUAAGAAAGGAUAUCAUCAUAGAUAUUAUCUAAUACUACUUCCAGGUAUAUUUGACCAUAAAAAGCCUCUUGGAAUUUGAAACAUGACAUGCUUCUAAUCUCCAUUAAAAACUGAAAAAUGCCACAAAAUGAUCAGUACACUGUGCCAGCUUUAUCUGAAGAAAAAUAACUAAUAAAAUGUUGUGGGUGUGAGAUAAAGAGAGGGAUCUGGAGUCAGAUCAUGAUUCAAAACCCUGGGUCUACUUGCUGUGCAAUCUGAGGCAAAUUAUUUAACCUCUGUGUGUCUGUUUGCUCAUCUUUAACAUGAAAAUGAUAAUAGUACCUACUUCAAAGAAUUGUUGUGGUGAUUAAAUGAAAUAAUACAUGUAAAGCAUUUAAGAACCAGUUCAGUAGUAAAUGGUCAGUUAAUGUUAGCUACUGUAAUUAUGCCAGUGAAAAGACAUUGAAAAAUAAGUGGUUUCAGUAACCUAGAAAAAAGUUUAAACUAUCAAUUUCAAGUGAUAUUUGCUGAGUAGUAUGAGAAGAAAUCAAAAGUGGAUUACUUUCAGGAAAGAUCAGGAGUAUAGUUAUAAUAGAGUAUGAGCUACAUAGAUUUAUUCUACUGCUCUUUGAAGACUGUGUACCCUACUACCAUCCACAGACUAAGUAAACAGAGAGAGUAGGUAAGCCUUUCACCUGGAAAAUGGGUUCCCCACAUAUCCGGUCUGAUAAGGUUCUUAUGUCUCUGCAAACACAUAUAGAUACAUGCACACCACAGUUUAUUACUGGCGAUCAACAGGCUCACCCAUAAAUAAGCAUCCAUCCUGUCUGUGUUCAGACUUAGAGAAGUACUCCCUGACUUAUGCCAAGCCACUCAAGCAGAAAAUCUUAGAGUGGAACAGAAGGGACGGUUUUCAACUCUUGACUUCCUAGCAUGCCCUAGGGCACUAUGGCCUAUCUACCUGAAGGAGAGAGCCAAAGAGGGUAGUUUAAAAGCUUCUUGCACAUUUUACCAGGCAAAGAUAAAGUCAUUCAUUCCACAGACAUUCAUUGAGCCUCUUCUGUGUGCCAGGUACUAUUCUAGGGAACAGCUAGACAAAAAUCUUUGCACUCGUGGCGCUUACAUGCUAGAGAGCAAAGAUCAACAAUAAACAAAACCAAUGUAUCAUAUAGAAUGUAAACAUUUGGUAAGUGCAUGCUCAGAAUGAAGCAGGGAAGGAGGAUAAGGCAUACGGGGAGUGUCACAGUUUUUAAAAUGUGGUCAGGAAAAGACUCACUUAUAAGGGAAUUUCUGUGGGCUAAUUUUGGGAUCUGUGCACUUCAUGUAAGAAUGUAAACCUAGCCCCCCAUUUAAGGAUAAUCAGCAAUAAAUUUAGAACAUAUGAACUGAAUAAAACUGACAUUUUUUUCUUUACAUAUAAAUCUAUUAUGAUUUUUAAAAAGUUUUGCUGCAUUAAUAAAAACAGCUAAAUAGGGCCAAAAGGAAAGGUAAUAGGACUCAGUACCCAGGCCUAGGUUAACCAUUAAGUAGGUAAUAUUUCUUUAAUCUUUCAACUGCUGCCAUUUCCUCACCAGUAUUCCAGAGAUGGCCAUAGCUCUCAAUACUCUACCAUCCAGAAACUGCAAAGAAUUAGGAUAUAAAUGAUUGAUAACCUCAGUGAUAAGCUUGAAAUUCUUCUCCACCUAGAAUUAGGCUCUAAAUAGUUCCAUAUGGCACUGACUAUUUUACUUUCUGUUUCAAAUCAGUAUCUUUCUAGAUUUUUGAAUAUUCCUGAAAUCUGAAUCAUAUAAAAGGAAUUUUAAAGUGGUCUCACUACGUAAAGAUUAGAAGACUUUAGACUCUUAGUUUUAUCAGUUUUAAAAAGAAAUGUUUAUUAGCCAUAUGCGGAAAAAUCUAAUACUGAAGUAAAUCGUGCAGCUUCUAAUUCACUUUUCAGAUCAGUUUUUGAAGUGGCAAAUUAUUGGUAUUGAAUUUAUUUCUAGUUAUUUGACCUUAAAAUAUAUACAUUUAUAAAGAGUUAAACACAGAGAAAUUUGAAAAUUCAAAAUGAAAAUCGAAACUCUAAAUUGUAGUAAUAAUUGUCAGAGCCAUACAACUGAAAAUAUAACUACUCUUUAAUCUUACGUCCUGCACUCAUAAAAUUAAUCAUGUAGAAUUUGAUGACCCCCUACUAGUGGUUCUCAAACAAAGUAGUGCUGUCACCUAAUGGUGUUUGGGAGUGCUGGGCAUAUUUUUGGUUGUCAUGGUGACCGAGGGUGUGUUUAGUGCCCAGUGCCCAAAAUGGGACAGUAGCACCCAAUAAAGAAUUCCAUCCAAAAUACUCAUACCAUUGUCCCUUCCUCCACUGAGAAACUUGCUAAACCUGGCAAUUUUAAAGUUACACAUCUAAUUCCGCCCCCCCCAAAAUUACGCAAGUCAAAAGAUGCAUUUUCAGGAUUACAGAUACUACACAAUCUGAAUUUUUAGAUUUGUGGCAUUUAUCUUAAAUCUCCACUUGUGGAAAUGGAUUCUUUCCCUUUAAGGAUGCUGGUGGAAUUAUACUGAUUCCACAAUAAAUAAGUAAAAGAGAAAAACGUCAUUGAGGUAGCUACAAUUCUGCAAAGUAGCCAGAUUAAUUUCAAAGGGUUCUUUUCCUAACAAUUUUUUUUUUUUUGAGCAAAGUCACAAUGUAAUAUUUUACAUAAAUAAUCAAUGGGAAGAAGUUAGAGGCAUGUAGCACACUUGUUUUUGACGCUCUGGAACUGUUGAGGGCCAGUUUUUAGCCAGUAAUUUUUAACAUGCAGAGGAUUUGUUAGAUUUUAACACCAGCUGAGGAAUUCAGACUUGGUCCCCAUUAAAAUCAAGGAAUUGGGAGUGAGAGGAAGGCUUGGGAGAGAUCCAAAAUGACUUUUGUAGCACUAUGAUGUACAUAAUUUUAUUUUCAGAGUUUUCAUUGGAGUGGUAAGAAUUUCAUGAAAGAUCUUUCUAAAACAUCCUGAGUUAAAUAUUGAUACUUAAAAAAUUUUUUUGAUACACUAGAUCAAACAAUGCAGACUUUUGAAAUUAGCAAUCUCACCAUACCACAUAUAUAAUAGAGCAUAAUUUUUCUAUAAUUGGGUACCUUUUGCUGCUUUUGUGUAAGACUGUUUUCCUGCUUAGAAUUUAAGCAUUGCCAGAGAGAAGAAUCUGUCCUAUUCUUUUGACUGUAGCAUAACCUGACAGCUCUGUGUAGCGUUUCUGUGAUGAAAAAUGAGUGUCUACCAGGAAAUCCAGAAGACUAGCUAUGUUUCCUUGGGUUCCAACUUAGUUUGCACGCUCUUGCUUAUAAGGAGCUCUCUGGCUUGUGAUUAUUUACUUCAAACUAAAGUUUCAAGCACCUACAUUAAAUAUUUUAUAUCGUGUGCAGAAUACUAUAUCUUUUAAUGUCAGAUACAAUACACUGCACAUAAUGCUUGUGCACUGUUUUAAAAUUUUUGUACUAAAUAAUAGAAAAUAUUUAUAUUCUUUGAGUGUGAGCUUUGAAUAGAAGGCAUUAUCACUUUAUUGUGUUUUUUUAGCAAAAUAUUUUUUCUCAAUUAUUCUAUUGCAAUGUUAGUCUGAGCAAGUCCUAUGCCAAAAUCUUGUAUAAUGUUUGUAUGGAAGAUUAAAUUUUACUCUUGUGUGGUAAGACUACUCAGUUAUUGACUUCAUAGUUGGAAUUUGAUAUUCCAGCACAAAGUCUACAAUGUAUUCAGAAAUCCAAGUUGGUGUCAUACAUUUCAUUUUGAUGUGAACUUUCCUUUGCUUUCUUUUGUUUUAAAACUCCAUUUUACAAUAAACGUUUUGACAGUAAA
This is a messenger RNA of Pteropus alecto (black flying fox), 6462 nucleotides long. It is a transcript of the gene MAP3K20, whose product is annotated as mitogen-activated protein kinase kinase kinase 20. Gene Ontology annotation, cellular component: cytoplasm. The record is from RefSeq and is a predicted model, not a curated record. Lineage: Eukaryota; Metazoa; Chordata; Mammalia; Chiroptera; Pteropodidae. Bases 33 to 1406 code for a protein of 457 amino acids. Gene Ontology annotation, molecular function: ATP binding; protein kinase activity; protein binding. Gene Ontology annotation, biological process: protein phosphorylation. The transcript has 11 exons.